ACCCCUAAUAACAACGAAUAAGUAACUCACGGUUCAGCACAUCCAACUAAGCUAACCAAGAAAGGCCGUCGGCUUUCUUCAAUCUGCGACUGCGAGCAAGCCAGAACCAGAAUCUCGCAACUUUGGUUUGCGGUUCCCAGCUUCCCUCUCGUCUCCUGCCCCCUGCCUGAGUUUUGCCGUCGGUAGUCAUUUGAAGGGGCCUCUAAUUCUCUGGCAAUGGGGAAGGACUCCAAAGCAAAAGAUGCAGGAGGUAAAGGCAAAGGAAAGCAGGCAGCUGGCGGGAGUGACGAAAAUGCUUCGAAGGGGAAGGGAAAAAGUGGAAAGGCUGAUGGACUUGGCACAUGCACUUAUGUGAAAGUUUUUUUUGUGCUUAUUAGCUUUAUGCUAUUCAUCUGUGCAAGGCAUAUCUUAUGUGAGAAGCAAGGUAAGAUUAAUGAAGCAUACAAGAAGCUACAAGAUGGUUGGCUAAGCAAUGGAGACAAAGUCCCUCCUGCUGAGUUUGCAAAGUUAGCAGCAGAGUAUUCAGAAUGUCCUUCAGGGAAGAAGGGUGGAGACCUUGGAUGGUUUCCUCGUGGCAAGAUGGCCGGUCCUUUCCAAGAGGUCGCUUUCAACACCCCUGUUGGAGCUACCAGCGCACCGUUUAAGUCAACACAUGGGUAUCACGUAAUCCUAGCUGAAGGCAGAAAGAAUUGAUGGAAAUGGUCGUCAAAUGGGGCAGUGGUUAUGAGUGUUAAUGUAUCGAUUGUUUCUAGUCCUUUUCCCAGUGAGAAUUUGAAUUUUAGCAGCUAUGCCUUUUCCAUUCCUCCAUUUACUUUAUCACUAUGGAACAAUUGAGUGAAUGUUCAUACAUAAUCUCAUUGUCGUCGUCAUGACUAGGAGUGAAAUUGCCUGAAUGGCACGCAUAGAUGUUACAAGAACAGCUGAAGCCGGAAGAUCUCUUCCCAUUUAAUAAGGAGGAGGUGAAAGUGAAACUGCUUUAUAUUUCUAUUUUAUCAAUUUGGUCCGUAUGAACUGCUGAACUGAUGCAUAAUUGAGGGGAGGGACAAAUAUAGUGACUUUAUGUCUAAUUUUUCUAUAUAUAUGGGGUUGUUUGGAUUGA
Messenger RNA from Linum tenue, 1099 nucleotides. Lineage: Eukaryota; Viridiplantae; Streptophyta; Magnoliopsida; Malpighiales; Linaceae. The record is from the annotation of a GenBank genome assembly.